GAUAAACACCCGAAGUGCUGAACUGUGAACACAGAACAGGCAGCGCGCCUGAGUCAUACAUAAGACUGAUUGCACGGAAGAUUUUUCUCUAGAUCCGAUCUUUGCGACAGCACUGCGUUUGCAUCGAGCCCAUGGCACCUGGCUAAUACUACUAUUAUCUAAGAGACAACUCGGCAAGAGGAAUAUUGUGCUUGAUGCUUGAUAUUGGCCUGCACAAGGAUCCAUUUCUCAAUGCCAUUACGGCAUUACUUAUUAGCCCUAGCGUGCUGACUGGUGGAAGCUGUCAAGAAUAAAUCUUCAGCUCAGACCAACGACGAUUUGCUCUCUCUCGACACAAUGGUGAAAACGUUCAGAGCCUACCUGGACGCUCAGUCUCCCACUGGACGUCGCUACAGCUGCGUGCAUUGCAGAGCGCACCUAGCCAGACACGAGGACUUGAUCUCCAAGUCCUUCCAGGGCAGUCAGGGCAAAGCCUAUCUCUUCCGAUCGGUGGUGAACAUUUCCACUGGCCCGAUCGAGGAGCGUACACUGCUCACAGGGAAGCAUCACGUCGCUGAUAUCCGCUGCUGCAACUGUAGAGAAGUUCUAGGCUGGAAAUACGAGCUUGCAUUUGAGAACACUCAGAAGUAUAAGGAAGGCAAGUUCAUCAUAGAGCUUGCACACAUGGUCAAAGACAAUGGAUGGUAGUGCUGCACAAUUGCUUUCUAACCGUGUCAUGGCCAUCACUGUUUCCACCACGAGGAACUCGACCACUCACCCGUAUCCGGAAUAUCAAACUGAUCAUCGCCACGUGUCAUCUACAUACGCCAUGCUAACACUGCAUUCUUGUGUCAAGACAUUGUGAAGAUACACCAAAGCAAAGAAUGUAAUAUCCCCUACUGCUCAGUCCAGUUUAUAACUUGAUCUCGAAAUUUGUACAAAUGCUCUUCUUGAGUUACGCUGCAUCUGACACCCAGCGAUAGCUAUGCCAAGUAGUGUACUGCUUACGACGACUCAACUUUGCGUGUUGUGUUAGCACCUGUAGCAUCUAACAUAGCAAUACCCAACCCUGUAGAACUGCUGCUGCUGCUGUUGCCUCUUUGGUGGACUUUGCUGCCGGAGUGUUGCAGCGGCGUGUUGCAACGGGAAGGAAGCUGAAAGAGUCAUAGCAUACACAUAAUGUGCGCCACAACCUUGUAAGCUGUCUUGCUUAGUGUUCUUGAUUCUGCAGUGAUUAUGUCCUCACCUCAUCACCCUCACUUGCCAAUCACCCAGCAUCAUUCAUGUACAUACGCUGAUGCUAACACACCUGCUCUUGAACUAUCUUGCUCUUUUCUGUCUGUUUCUUGAUCAAUCUAUCUCAAAGUCGUCUUUGUCAACACUGAACAGUAACAUUUGAUUUUCAAUCUAACUCCUAUACUAUAACCAUCAAGAUUAAUUAUAACAGUUUAUGCUCCAGACCUCCUGUGUUGUGAUUGCGCUCACUUGCUAACCAACAACUCGAUAAGCCACUGAUCUAUCAUGGAACAAGCCAAUAUUGAAUGUUCACGGUGUCUACC
This is a messenger RNA of Sycon ciliatum, 1538 nucleotides long. Its product is annotated as protein yippee-like 3. The coding region runs from base 337 to 687 and encodes 116 amino acids. The transcript is spliced from 4 exons. The record is from RefSeq and is a predicted model, not a curated record. NCBI's taxonomy places the organism in Eukaryota, Metazoa, Porifera, Calcarea, Leucosolenida, Sycettidae.